Epinephelus moara (kelp grouper) is the source of this 1796-nucleotide messenger RNA. Its product is annotated as transmembrane protein 255B. The record is from RefSeq and is a predicted model, not a curated record. The transcript has 9 exons. Bases 119 to 1180 code for a protein of 353 amino acids. NCBI's taxonomy places the organism in Eukaryota, Metazoa, Chordata, Actinopteri, Perciformes, Serranidae.
AUCAACAGGGACAAAGAACAGCUCGACCAGAGCACUACAAGCGUCGCUUCAGCUGCCUCAUCUCGUUUUUUUAAAGAAGAAAAUCAUUUUUUAACUUUUUUACUCGGACUGAGUGAAGAUGCAGCAGCCUGACAGCCAGCAGACAACAGCUCAGACAGAAACACUGGAUCCAGCAGCUCACUACCUGCGUCGCAGGAAGACGGCUCUGUUGGUGACCGUGUCUCUGCUGGCUCUGGCUCUGCUGGUGCUUGCUGUGGGUCUGGUCUCUGCCACUCGCACCGACAACGUGCCUGUUGCUGGAUAUUAUGCCGGCAUCACUCUGAGUUUUGGAGCGUUCCUGGGUAUUGUUGGCAUCCACCUGGUGGAAAAUCGCCGACCCAUGCUCGUGGCAGCGAUCAUAUUCAUCAGCAUCGGAGUCAUCGCGUCUUUCUUCUGUGCCAUUGUGGAUGGGAUCAUCGCCUCAGAGUUCAUUGACACGAGGCCUUUGCAAGAGGACAUGUGUGACUUUUACACCAGUGGAGCAGGUUAUGCCUACGACAGCUACUAUACUGAGGUGACGUGCCGUUCGUUUGACAAGGCAUGCAAGCUGAAGCUGAGGAGCAACACCUGCUACUGCUGCUACCUGUAUAACUGUGAGAGCCAAGAAUACCACACACAGUACUACGAGUUCACCGGGGUCAACAGCUGCUGGGAUGUGAUCCACCUACACCGCCUGCUGUGGGCCUCAGUGGUCCUCAACGUGUUUGCGUUGUUCCUGGGCAUCAUCACCGCAGCCCUGCUCGGAGCGUACAAAGAUAUGAAGCCGACUCCUGUGAUGGCUCCCAGCCCCACGCCGCCGCCCCACAUCCUGUACAACCCGACCCAGCACAUGCUCACCUACGCUGGCUUCUGCCCUUCGGGACAGACUCUGCCUGCCUACCCCAACUAUCCAAUACCCAUGCAGCACAACAGCAGCUAUCAGCCACCUGCUACUCCCCAGAUGAUCCCUGAGGGAGGCCAUGCCUCCAGCUCCUGCCUGUCUGAGGAGAACCAGAACCAGCAGCCCCCUCAGGCUCCCACCCAGCCACUGCCUCAGGGCACCACCCAGGAACCAGGGGGCUACAUGCUAUCACCCAACGCUCCUGUCCUCUACGGGGCCGCCUACAGCCCCUUCGAGAAACCUCCACCUUACGCCUGCUGAGCCCUCGGACAAACAUCUGGGUCAUGUUGGAGGAGAAAUAUCUUGAUCUGGUCAGACUGAAUGUAGCACAAUACAUUUCAUAGGUGACGGAAAAGAGUCAGUGAGCUUCACGGCUACUCUGUACUGGUAGGAAUGUUAUGUUUCAUGUGGUUGCACUGAGGAGAGACAGAUUUAUAGUAAUGCAGUGUGAUUAUAGACAUGAUUUAACUUAUCUCAUGUGUAUUCAUUAAAGGAAACAGCUUGGGAAAUAUGCUUAUUCACCUUUUUAAAAAGAACAUUGAGACCAUUCUUAAAUCUCUAACUCAUAAUUGUGAUGCUGGCUAACUUAGCUUAGCACAAAGACUGGAAACAGCUAGCUUGAUUCUGUACAAUGAAAACAAUCUGCCCACAAGCAUCUCUAAAUCUUUUCUGUACAAAAACUGAAGUAUAAAAACUACAAAACCCCAUUUAACAGGGGGUUAUAUGCAGGACUGUUUCUUGGUGGUCGUUUCCAGUUAACCAGCAGAGACUUAAAGAAGUUACAGCUUAACUUUAACUCUCAGAAAGUACACAAAUGAGCGUAUUUCCCAAAAUGUCAAACUUUUCUUUGAGCCUAGAGCUGGCCUUCAGAUGCUUA